Penicillium odoratum is the source of this 819-nucleotide messenger RNA. Its product is annotated as exosome non-catalytic core subunit RRP40. Gene Ontology annotation, biological process: U4 snRNA 3'-end processing; TRAMP-dependent tRNA surveillance pathway; poly(A)-dependent snoRNA 3'-end processing. Gene Ontology annotation, molecular function: RNA binding. The coding region runs from base 1 to 819 and encodes 272 amino acids. The record is from RefSeq and is a predicted model, not a curated record. NCBI's taxonomy places the organism in Eukaryota, Fungi, Ascomycota, Eurotiomycetes, Eurotiales, Aspergillaceae. The transcript has a single exon. Gene Ontology annotation, cellular component: cytoplasmic exosome (RNase complex); nuclear exosome (RNase complex).
AUGUCGACCCCACUUUUCCUGCUUCCUGGCGAUCAAGUGCCCAAUGAUCAACUCCCAAACUCGUCCAAUCCUCUUAAAGUAGGCCCCGGCCUCCGCCUGCUAUCACAACCUUCCGCGAAGCCUUCAUCAUCAAACCAUGUUAUCACAGCAACAACCGCUGGUCUCUUGACAACUGAUGCCAAGCGAAAUACUGUCUCGCUUCUCUCCUUCCCCAAUCGCCGCUAUAUGCCCGCAGUCAACGAUCUGGUCGUCGCACAGGUUCACCACUCCAGCGUCGACUUCUUCCACUGUAUGAUCACACCGCACACCGCACAAGCACUCCUUGGUCAGCUGUCAUUUGAGGGCGCAACAAAAAAGACAAGGCCACAGCUGAAGGGGGGCGAUUUGGUCUACGCACGAGUUUUGUCCGUGGGCCUUGGCGCUGGCGCUGAGGUCGAAAUUACCUGCGUUCACCCAGCAACUGGAAAGUCAGACCCGGGUGGUAUGGGUCCUUUGAACGGUGGCAUGGUGUUUGAUAUUUCAACGGGUAUGGCUAUGCGAUUGCUUCGAGCCAGCUCCUCUUCUUCUGACGAAGAUGCUAUUGAUGGACUUACUGUUCUUACUGAGCUUGGAAAGAAGCUUGAGAGUAUUGGAGGAUUUGAAAUGGCCGUUGGACGCAAUGGAAAAGUCUGGGUGGACUGCUCGAAUGCUGGGGAUAUUGAGACCAAUGCUACGAUUGCCGUCGGACGGUGCUUGCAAGCAACAGAUGAGCACAAUCUGAACCCUGCGGAUCAAAAGAAGCUGGUUACCAAAAUCCUUCGGUCCAUGAAAUUAGCUUGA